This is a messenger RNA of Necator americanus (New World hookworm), 402 nucleotides long. RefSeq lists its product as uncharacterized. The transcript has a single exon. The coding region runs from base 1 to 402 and encodes 133 amino acids. Lineage: Eukaryota; Metazoa; Nematoda; Chromadorea; Rhabditida; Ancylostomatidae. The record is from RefSeq and is a predicted model, not a curated record.
AUGGGAGUGAAGGUUGAUGGUCGGCAGCUACACCAUUUGCGCUUUGCUGAUGACAUCGUACUGAUAACACCUAGCAUCAACCUAGCGGAACGAAUGCUGACCGAAUUCGACGAAACAUGUGGAUGCAUCGGUCUUCAGCUGAAUCUACAAAAGGCGUUGUUCAUGCGGAACGGAUGGGUCUCUGAUGCCCCAUUCACGCUCAACGGAACGAACAUAUCCGAAUGCACCAGCUACGUUUAUCUGGGUCGGGAACUGAACAUGACGAACGACCUGACCCCCGAGCUGGGCAGGAGGAGACGAGGGGCUUGGGGAGCGUACAAGACCAUCGAGGAUGUAGUGAAGAAGACCAGAACACCCGGCUCCGUGCACACCUUUUCAACACCAUCGUACUUCCUGUUUUGA